Triticum urartu is the source of this 862-nucleotide messenger RNA. RefSeq lists its product as uncharacterized. The record is from RefSeq and is a predicted model, not a curated record. Lineage: Eukaryota; Viridiplantae; Streptophyta; Magnoliopsida; Poales; Poaceae.
CCAAGUCGAGCACACUUACUCCACCGUACCAGAGUUGAUCCAAGUUGAGCACACUUGCAAUGGCGCUAACCAGAUCGAUGGUUUUGCUCCAGACGUACGCCGCACUCGCAGCGGCGACGAUGCGACGGCCGGAAGAGAGGGCACACCUCGCCGAAGCCGAACCGGCAGCGGCUACCUCCUCGCCGGCGCCGGCUCCGCCGUACACCGGCGUCUCGGUCUUCAUCCCGGCACCGCCGCCUCUGCCUGGCAUGCCCGCGUUACCGCCGUUGCCCGGCUUCCCGGGCAUGGCAGGCGCGCCAUCGCCUUCGCCUUCGCCUUCGCAGCAGCCGGCCAGUUGCUUGGGAGCGCUCGGGCGUGUGAUCACGUGUGCUCCGUACCUCACCGACUCCGUGCCCGCGCCGCCGAGUACCUGCUGCGACGGCUUCAGGUUGCUCGUCGGCAGCAGCGCCCGGAUCUGCUUGUGCCAUGCCAUCAUCGGCAACUUGAGUACAUUGGCAGGCGGGGAGAUCGACCAGCUUCGCUUGCUCGUGCUGCCUCUGACGUGUAGCACGUUCGUCCCCCCGGACCUUCUUCUCAUGUGCAUCCUGUCUCCGGUGCCGCCGAUUAUGCCUCAGCACGACCGCGCCGGUGUCGGAGAAAGGCUCGGUGCUCUCGGCGGCUAGGCCAUUGGCGUGCUCUCGAAAAGAAGAAGGGAGUGUCUAUUUAGAAGUCGACUGAAAUUGAAUUAGGCUUCAGUCGAAUUCCUGUAUGUCUAUCAUUUAUGUUCCCCGCGCACUGCAUGUAUGUCAAUUUCCAUCUGAUAUCACACCCGGGCCUUGUAUGCAUGUGCGUUGACGGGUUGGCCUUGUAUGUACAGUGGAAG